AUGUUCGGAAUACGUACCCCGGCUAAGGACGCCCAGGUGCCAGACCCAAAGAAAGGACACCGGAAAAGACCGGUCCUGCAGAGAGAAGAUCAGAGAAAAACCGCCGGACCUGCGCAACAGAAGGCAAAAGGGGUUCCGGCGCCGUCUGCCGCCCCGGCUCAGACGCCGGAAGGAAUAGGGAGGGUGGCCGAGGCACGAUCAUGUCUGGUGAAGGUGAAGCUGCAGAUAGGAAACAGCCGGAACCUGAAGACCGACAUCAAAAACGACGUGCUGGCGGCCACCGAAAGGCUAUAUGAGCUGGUGAAGGAGGCAGAGGGUGUCGGAAAACAAAAGAAAAAGGACGAGGCAAAGAAAGGACAAGGGCAAGAGAUGGGCAAAGACAAGGAAGAAACACAAAGUAGAAGAGAAGAGGAAGAAGAAAGAGGAAAGAUAGAAAAGGAAUUGAUAGGAAAAUUAGAGGAGCACGGAAAGAUGUUACUGGAAAGCAAAAAAGAAAUGGAAAGGAUCAAAGAGGAAAUGAAGAAGAGCAGGGAGGAAAUGGCAGAACACAGGUCCUAUGCGGGUGUGGCAGCCGGCCCACAAAGAGAGAAACCACUCAGUGUGGCAACGGCAUACACUCGAUUGUAG
Messenger RNA from Manduca sexta (tobacco hornworm), 627 nucleotides. Its product is annotated as inner centromere protein-like. The transcript is spliced from 2 exons. Bases 1 to 627 code for a protein of 208 amino acids. The record is from RefSeq and is a predicted model, not a curated record. Lineage: Eukaryota; Metazoa; Arthropoda; Insecta; Lepidoptera; Sphingidae.